AUGCAGUUAAUAUUAAACUGUACAUCUCAGUACAUGGAUAUGGCAUUAAAGAUCCAAUACCAGGCGGUUGCAAUAUGGAAUAUUCAACCGCCCAUCUCACCGUAUAUGCAAAAUUCAUAUACCAACGACUAUGUCCUUAUUGAAGCCGCUUCAGCAAGGGACUCAGCAGACCCCACGUGCACCUCCAUAAACAAUGUUGCUGUAGUCUUUUACCUUAUGUACUUACCAGAGAGAAGUUUUGAUGCCGAUACAUACUUCGAAGGGAUUAGGAAUAUGAUAACUUUGGGGAAUAUAACGGAGAAUGGACAAAUAAUACCGCAGACCUCUUGGCGGAUGCGUCGCAUGCUCAGCGCUUAUCCCGGCACGGGAUCCAUAUACGUGGCCGUCGCUUACAACGGCCUAAACAGAAGCUCCUACUCGGUCUACGUGCCGACCUACACCUACGCCUGCUCCCCGAUGGAUGUGGGUGGUUGCGAAUUACUCGGUGACGCGCUCUCUAAGUUGCUUUGCGCAUCGCUUCUGUUCUUCGGGCUGUUCGUGUGCUACUUCGGGCACCGGUUCUUCAAGACCGAGAUGUUCCUGGUCGGUCUGACCACCGGCGUAAUCAUCACCUACAUUCUGAUAUCGCUGAUAGCCGAACUGGAGAGGCCUGCCCUGUUAGGCGCCGCGAUACUGUCGGGAAUGUGCUUUGGAGCAAUCUGGCUCCUGUUCUGGUGGUUUUACGGAAUCCCCGUAUUCGCUGUGCUGCUGUCGACUCUGAAUCUUGGGUUCCUGUUCGCCGCCUUAAUCUAUUUCGGACUUCCAGGUGGUCUCACAACGCUCCAAAUCGACUUCAAUUUCUGGACCCUCUUCGUGCUUGUUAUGUCGCUGACAUCCCUAGUACUGCUCUCUAUGACGUUCCUGUCUAACAUCCUUUGCUGCGCGAUAUUGGGCGCGUACGCGACUGUCUACCCUAUCGACUACUACUUAGGAUCCAAUUUGAAGUACAUCGUCAUCAACACGAUCCGUAGGGCUGUCGUGCCAAAAUUCAACAGCGCCGUGCUAUCGCCGCCCUUCGAGUUGGCAGACACGCUGCUGACCCUACUGUGGCUGGCGCUGACCCUCACAGGGUUCCUGUUCCAGCACUACCAGAAUCGAGGCCGUCCACCGUUCCCACCGCCACCGAGGAGCGUCAGACCCAGCGGCCCCACAUACGGAACCAGUGGACAGGGAUACGGCGCCCUUGUCCAGAGAGGACCAGCGCCCACGCGUGGGACAUACAACGAAAGCACGCCAUUGUUGUUU
This is a messenger RNA of Iphiclides podalirius (scarce swallowtail), 1284 nucleotides long. The record is from the annotation of a GenBank genome assembly. Lineage: Eukaryota; Metazoa; Arthropoda; Insecta; Lepidoptera; Papilionidae.